CUUAUUUGAUACAAUUUCCCUCACAAAACCCUAAACCCUAUCUCUCCAAAAGAAAAUUUCUCGCUUUGCCACACGCCUUCUAGACUUCUACACAGACACCGCUCGCCCUUCUCUCUUCUCGUCGCCGCCAUCCCACCGACCAUCUUUAAUUGCGUUGCUGCCCUUUGCUUCUCGCCGUCGUCCCUAUCUCUUUCUCUCAGUUGAUCGGUUUGUGUACCGAUUUCAUCCUAAUCCUCUUCGGUCUUCCUCUGCUAUUUGGUUCUGUGAUCGAACUGACUUCAGCCCAUGUUUAAUUUUGUUCCUUAGGGUUGCCCAUAUGUGUAUUUGACUUUCGUUUGUGCCGUAGUUCUUCAUCAGCAAGUUUUUGAAACUUCUGCUUUCACUACUUUUCUGGCAAGCAAUGGCUCGGAUUGGAAACAAAAAGAAGCAGAGGUUCGUGAAGCCGAUUAAGGUUAAGAAACAGUCUGAGGUAGAUCAUGUUACUGGGGAGAAAAUCCCGAAGAGUUUUGUUUUCUCGAGAGGGAAGUUGCCUGGUCCGCUUAAGCAACUGCAAAUGGAUUUGAGAAAAUUGAUGCUUCCUUACACUGCUCUUAAUCUUAAGGAGAAGAAACGGAAUAAUCUUAAAGAUUAUUUGAAUGUUGCUGGGCCUAUGGGUGUUACACAUUUUCUCAUGCUCUCCAAAACUGAAACUGCACCAUAUUUGCGAGUUGCUAGAACUCCUCAGGGACCAACUCUCACCUUUAAGAUACAAGAGUAUUCACUUGCGGUGGAGAUUGCUCAAUCACAAUUACGGCCAAGAUGUCCAAAAGACCUUUUCAAGAAUCCCCCUUUGAUUGUACUUUCUGGUUUUGGUACUGGUGAUCAGCAUCUCAAACUCGCUACUAUAAUGUUUCAGAAUAUCUUCCCAGCUAUUGAUAUAAAUACAGUUAAGCUUUCAACGUGCCAGAGAAUUGUGUUGCUUAAUUAUAACAAGGACACAAAGCUCAUUGAUUUCCGACAUUAUUCAAUCCGAUUACAGCCUGUUGGUGUAACCCGCAGGCUUAGAAAGUUUGUUCAGAACCAUCAAGUUCCUGAUCUUAGGAGUCUUCAAGAUGUGAGCGACUUUGUCACAAAGGCUGGUUAUGGGUCAGAAAGUGAAGCUGAUGAUGAAGCAGCGACAGUCACUUUGGCCAGUGAUCUAGGUAGAGUCAAUCAAGCUUCUACCAAGAGUGCUGUCAAGCUUCAAGAGAUUGGACCAAGGCUGACUCUUCAGCUCAUUAAAGUUGAGGAGGGGUUGUGUUCUGGUGGGAUCAUCUUCAAUGAAUAUGGUGGUGAGAAAAAGCAGGAUAACAAGAGUGACAAGAAAAAAGCUCAGGAAGUUGCUAGCAGUGAAGAUGAGGAUGAGGAUAUGAAUGAAGAUGAGAGCGAAGGCCAGGAAGUUGAUGAUGAAGAUUAGCUUAUGACUUCGUUCAGGUCUGAAUUUAGGAUCCUUAUUUUCGGUUGACGGCGUAGGAACCAGUAGCCAUCAGCAGAGUAACAACACUCUUGACAUCAAAUUAAGUGGGACUGAGUAAGCUUCCUUAACUAUAACUGCAUCAUCUGUUUUGGGCUAAGAGAUGCGCAUAAUGUGUUGGGAUUGGAAGAACAUAGUCAAUUUUGCUUUUCUUUUUACUUUGAUAUUCUCGGCGAGGGAGGGGAGAAAGAGUUUUUAGCAAACGCUUGGGUUUUUAUUUGGGAAGAAAAUAUCAGAAACUAUGAAUGGGGCAAUUCUUCCUGCCAAUGAUAUCUAUAUCGUAAUACUAAGCUGGGAUAUAAGAUUUCAUCCUUCUAUAUGUAUAAAUCAAAUAUUCUACAUGUAAUGUUCUUUUGAUUCAUUUAUCUAUGGACAAUUAUAUUUGAAAUCUAACUGAAAAUAUAAUCAUAUUUUGGUGAUUGCUAA
Messenger RNA from Cucumis sativus (cucumber), 1918 nucleotides. RefSeq names its product peter Pan-like protein. Gene Ontology annotation, molecular function: rRNA binding. Lineage: Eukaryota; Viridiplantae; Streptophyta; Magnoliopsida; Cucurbitales; Cucurbitaceae. Gene Ontology annotation, cellular component: preribosome, large subunit precursor. The transcript has 7 exons. The record is from RefSeq and is a predicted model, not a curated record. Gene Ontology annotation, biological process: ribosomal large subunit assembly; rRNA processing. The coding region runs from base 401 to 1435 and encodes 344 amino acids.